AUGGUCAAGACUGACUCGCUGAACCCAUCAAUCGACGAAAUACGAGCCAAACUCGAGGCUCGUGACAAGGCCGUCCGCGAGUCAUGGGUCAACGCGAUGGAAGCUCGUCUUGUUGGUGAAGAAUUGGCCAAAUGCAAGAAAGGGGAAGGUGUCAACGCUCACCUGCACUGUAAAUACCUCGCCGACCUUUACCUUGAGCUUCUCAAGAAUGCGCCUGUUAAAGGGUUCAAGCAGAUGGAAUUGCCCAAGAGCAAAUAG
Molecule: messenger RNA, 258 nt
Organism: Serendipita indica DSM 11827
Lineage: Eukaryota; Fungi; Basidiomycota; Agaricomycetes; Sebacinales; Serendipitaceae
Source: the annotation of a GenBank genome assembly